AAGUGUUUGAGAGAUGAUUGUUUUCCUGGAGCACCCGGAACACUGGGAGAACACUGAAGUGGAGCUGGCCACGAGAGGGGUGAAACACCUGAACUUUUAUGACGUCGUGUUGGACUUCAUCCUGAUGGACUCAUUUGAGGACCUGGAGAAUCCUCCCAUUUCCAUCCAGAACGUUGUCAACAAUCGUUGGCUCAACUCGUCCUUCAAAGAGACGGCGGUGGCGUCUAGCUGUUGGUCGGUGCUGAAACAGAAGAGACAACACAUGAAAGUGCAUGAUGGGUUCAUAGCCCACUUCUACUCUGUGUGUGAGCAGGUCAGUCCUGUCCUUGCCUGGGGCUUCCUAGGGCCUAAGACCUCCCUACACGACUUCUGCUGCUUCUUCAAGGAUCAGGUGCUGUUCUUCCUGAAGGAUGUCUUUGACCUGGAGAAGGUGCGUUACUGCAGUGUGGAGACUCUAGCUGAGGACAUUCUCCACCUCCUCCAUCGCCGGUCUGAGCUGCUGUUAGCCUACCUGAGGGCCGACUCCCACUCCCUGCAGCACAUCAACAGCUGCGUCGCCGCCACCCCCUUCACCACAACAGGCAGCCCCCAACUCCACCCCUCUGCCCUGGAAGAGGCAGCGGGAAGCCAGAUCUGAGAAGAUUGGAUGGGUCUCCAAAAGUGCAUUGUGGGGGGGUAGGGUUGAUUUGGGAUUGGGCAAGAGACUGCAGUGAGACACCCAGUCCCAAAGUAACUGCUAGCCACUUAUGGAGAAUGGUUAAGGGGGUUGAUUGGUCAGAGACUGAAACUGAGCUAGUUUCCCAACCCUUGUUUCAACCCAGAUUGACAGAGAUCUCUUUAUAAAGGCCCCAUAUAAUGAUGACUGACUGGAACAUUUUCAUACUUUUCUGUCACUCAAAAAAGCUUCUUCUCUCCACACACAAUGAUCAUGGUGUCAAUGCAUGUUUUAUGUUUUCCCCAUACGAAAUCAUGUUAAGUAACCUUGGAAUGAGUGAUGUUUUUGACAGAAUGACUUUUCAUUGUAAAUGCAGACAGUAUUUUAAUGGGACUAUCUAUGGACAUGAGGGUUGCAAAAUUCCGGUAAGCUUCCCAAAAGUGUUUGGUUAGAAGAUUCCUGGAAUCAGGAGAGAAUAAGUAGGAAAUAUGGGAAUCCUCCAACUGGAAUUGCAGGAAAAAUGUUGGGAAAGUUCCCAGAAUUUUGCAACCCUAGACAUCAGUCUGAGCUGUUUUAUAAGCUAAACAAUGCGGUUUCAUUUUGGUAUUUAUUUGACUGAUUGAAAGUUUGUGACUGGCAUCUAGAUAUUUAGAGGUCAUGGUAUCCAACUGUUCCCUGCCAGUGUCUUGUAGAAGUCUAUGGAAAGGACCAUGGCACAACGAUUUUAUAUGGUCAUUUCAUUUGUCUAAUAUAAACAAAGUAUAAGGCUUACUGCUCUAGAAUGUUAAUAAAAAUGAGGUAAGUCAAGGGGGUGCUACGAAAUGAAAUGUCAAAAUGUAGGUUUCUAUGCCCUAUCAUUAUAAAUCGCAUAAGGAAUCAUUAAAUAGUUAUCAGCAAUAUUAUAACCUUCAUGUAUGUAUGUGCCAGUGUUGAUUAAAGAAGAACGUUAAUAUGCUGUGACCCGUU
Salmo salar (Atlantic salmon) is the source of this 1621-nucleotide messenger RNA. The record is from RefSeq and is a predicted model, not a curated record. Lineage: Eukaryota; Metazoa; Chordata; Actinopteri; Salmoniformes; Salmonidae.